This is a messenger RNA of Acanthosepion pharaonis, 675 nucleotides long. The record is from the annotation of a GenBank genome assembly. NCBI's taxonomy places the organism in Eukaryota, Metazoa, Mollusca, Cephalopoda, Sepiida, Sepiidae.
AUGAAACGUCUCCUCUCUUUCUCUGGUUGUUUUAUCUAUCUAUCUAUCUAUCUAUCUAUCUAUCUAUCUAUCUAUCUAUCUAAAUAUCCUCUCUGUUCAUCUUACUUAUAUCUAUCUCAGUCCUUUACUUUCUUUUUCUUUCUCAGUCUCUCUGUCAUUCAUACCUGUCUCUUUCUUUUUUUGUCCACAUCCCUCACAUAUACCUAUAUCAUUCCGUUUUUCUUUCUUUCUUAUUUUCUUUCUUUCUUUCUUUCUUUGUCCUUAUCUUUUUUGCUUUCUUUCUUUCUUUCUUUCUUUCUUUCUUUCUUUCUUUCUUUCUUUGUCUACAUCACUGAUAUAUACCUAUGUCAGUUCUUUCUUUCUUUCUUUGUCCAUAUCACUGAUAUAUACCUAUAUCAAUACGUUUCUUCCUUUCUUUCUUAUCAAUUUUUAUUCUUUCUCCACGUCACUCAUAUACACCUACCGAUAUUAGUCUGUCUGUCUUUCUUUCUUUCUUGGUCUUUAUUUCUAAUAUAUGCCUACAUCAAUACGUUUCUUUCUUUUUUUCUUUACUUUUCUUUCUUUCUUUGUCCACAUCACUCAUAUAUACGUAUAUCAGUCCGGUGUUUUUCUUCCUUCUUUCUUAAUUCAUGUUGUGUCUGUCAGGCUAUUCAUUUUUAUUUUUAUUUUUCAUAA